This is a messenger RNA of Arachis ipaensis, 1519 nucleotides long. It is a transcript of the gene SPDS3, whose product is annotated as spermidine synthase 3. Lineage: Eukaryota; Viridiplantae; Streptophyta; Magnoliopsida; Fabales; Fabaceae. The record is from RefSeq and is a predicted model, not a curated record. Gene Ontology annotation, cellular component: cytosol. Gene Ontology annotation, biological process: spermidine biosynthetic process. Gene Ontology annotation, molecular function: spermidine synthase activity.
AAAGCAUAACACAAAAAUAAAAUAAAAUAAAAUUGAAUACAAUGCCGUGGCUUAUAAAUUAAGGACUCCAUUUCCCUGCAAAAAGCAAAGCUUUAGAAGUUGGAUAGAGUGGUAGUGCCAACAACUUCUUCUUUCUCUCUCACCGACACUCACGCCUGAGACUGGAGCCAGAUAAGAAAAAAAUCAUCUAUGGAGGACGGCGCAGGAAGAGGUUUGGGAUGCCAGAAGACUAUGGAUGGGAAGGCGAGUAACGGGAAUGGUGUAGGAAAGGAAAUUCCUUCCUGUUGUUUGAAGGCUUUGGCUUCAUCCCCUGAGUCUGAGGCAAAGUGUCAUUCCACUGUUGUUUCUGGCUGGUUCUCGGCAUCUCAGACUCAUUCUGGCAAGUCAAGGAAAGUUCAAUAUUUUAACAAUCCAAUGUGGCCAGGAGAAGCUCAUUCCAUCAAAGUUGAGGAGAUCCUCUUCAAGGAAAAGUCAGAGUACCAAGAAGUCUUGGUUUUUCAGUCGGCGGCAUAUGGGAAAGUGCUGGUGCUUGACGGGAUUGUUCAGUUGACUGAGAAGGAUGAAUGCGCUUAUCAGGAGAUGAUUGCUCAUCUUCCCCUUUGUUCAAUUGAGUCCCCCAAAAAUGUUUUAGUUGUUGGUGGAGGAGAUGGUGGGGUUCUAAGAGAAGUAUCCCGCCACAGCUCUGUUGAACACAUUGAUAUUUGUGAGAUAGAUAAGAUGGUUAUUGAUGUAUCUAGGAAGUAUUUUCCGGAGUUAGCCAUUGGGUUUGAAGAUCCUCGAGUACACCUGCAUGUUGGUGAUGCUGUUGAUUUUCUUAAACGUGCUCCUGAAGGAAAGUAUGAUGCCAUCAUUGUUGAUUCCUCGGACCCUGUCGGUCCUGCUCAGGAACUUGUAGAGAAACCAUUUUUUGAUACAAUAGCUAAAGCUUUAAGGCCUGGUGGAGUUCUUUGUAAUAUGGCUGAAAGCAUGUGGCUUCAUACACACCUUAUUCAAGACAUGAUUUCCAUUUGUCAAGAAACAUUCAAAGGUUCUGUACACUAUGCAUGGGCAAGUGUUCCAACAUAUCCAAGUGGCGUUAUAGGCUUUCUUCUGUGCUCGACAAAGGGGCCUCCUGUUGAUUUUGUGAAGCCCAUCAACCCCAUCGAAAAGAUAAAAGGUGCUGAUAAGCAUGGAAGAGAACUUCGGUUCUAUAACUCACAGAUGCAUUCAGCUGCUUUUGCAUUGCCCACAUUUCUGAAGAGGGAGGUGAGCUUGCUGCGAGAUAAGCUUGAUCAGUAAACAAGGCAUGUUUGUGUGUUGUAGCCUCUCCAAAAAUCUUGGUUAAAAAUUGUUGAGAUUAUUUGUGUUGUUAAGACCAAAUUCUGUAUAUGGAGAUUGACUCUUAUGUUAAAAUCUGGCAAUUUUAGGUUGCUUUGUCUUUGUUGUUUACUUACUCUUUUUGGUUUUAUGCUUGUAAGCGUGUUUACAUGCGUUACAUAUAUAUAUAUAAAAUUAUGAUGUGGUAAUAAUAAUUUGCCGA